Molecule: messenger RNA, 987 nt
Organism: Aspergillus chevalieri
Lineage: Eukaryota; Fungi; Ascomycota; Eurotiomycetes; Eurotiales; Aspergillaceae
Product: glycoside hydrolase family 43 protein
Exons: 2
Coding region: 1-987 (328 amino acids)
Biological process (GO): carbohydrate metabolic process
Molecular function (GO): hydrolase activity, hydrolyzing O-glycosyl compounds
Source: RefSeq, a predicted model, not a curated record
AUGUGGUCCUUCACAUGGGCAGCAGCAGCAGCCUGCCUUUUCACAACCGCCCUCGCUUCCCCAAUCCAACCCCGAGCCCAAGGCCCCUGGCUAGCGCUCGACACCAACUUCCCAGACCCCAGCUUCGUCCAAGCAGACGACAAGACAUGGUACGCCUUCGGAACAAACGGGAACGGCAAGCGAGUCCAAGUAGCCAGAUCCCCGGACUUCAACACAUGGACGCUCCUCGACAAGGAAGCCCUACCUACGCUGGCGGGGUGGGAAACGGAAGUUGACCAUUGGGCGCCAGAUGUUAUCCGACGGAAAGACGGAAAAUACGUAAUGUACUACUCCGGCGAAGCCAAAGAAAUGGUCCGCCACCACUGUGUCGGCGUCGCCGUCUCCGAAUCCACAGACCCCAGCGGCCCCUACAUCCCCAACUCCGAGCCCCUCUCGUGCCGUCUGGACCAAGGCGGCUCGAUCGACCCCGCGGGUUUCCUCGACAAAGAUGGCUCGCGGUACGUCGUCUUCAAAGUCGACGGCAACAGCAUCGGGCAUGGCGGGGACUGCAACAACGGCGUUGCACCGCUGGUCCCGACGCCGAUUAUGCUGCAGAAAGUUGCAGAGGACGGGUUCACGCUUGUUGGCGAUGCGGUGCAGAUUCUUGACCGGGAUGAUAGUGACGGGCCGUUGGUGGAGGCGCCAAAUUUGAUUCUGCAUGGGGAUACGUAUUUCUUGUUUUACUCGACGCAUUGUUUUACGGAUCCGUUGUAUGAUGUGCGGUAUGCGACGAGUAAGUCGGUGACAGGGCCGUUUGUGAAGACUGGGAAGCAGUUGAUUAAGGGAGGUGAGAGUAAUGGGGGUGGGUUAAAUUUGACGUCGCCUGGGGGAGGGACGGUUUGUGGGUGUGGGGAUAAGAUGCUGUUUCAUGCGUUUUGUGGGGAGGAUGUGAGGUGUACUUAUGCGGCGAAUGUGUUUAUUGAUGGGGAGAAUGUUAGGAUUGCAUGA